UAAUAUCGGUAUUACAGUUACAACGUUUCCGUAAAAUACUAAUGGAAAUAAAUACGAUACAAUUUAUAUUAGUAUAACAAAUAAUAAGAAGAAUCAAUGUACUUGUAAUCUAUCCGAAAUAAAUCCGAAAUAUAAAUUGAUCGAAUACUUGAAGCUUAUACGGUGUCAUUCGGUACUUUUCCCCUUCGGUUUGUAUUUUUAACAUUAUUAAUCUGAUAAUGGAUGAAAUUAGCAAUUGGGAAGAAAUAGAAACUGAUGAUUUUUUAAAACAGUUUCUUGAUGGUAAAUCUAAAAAAGCUGAUGUUAAUCAAGUACUGUCGGUAGCUAAACAAAUAAAUAAGUUAGGACAAGCUAUCGAAAUACUAAACAGCGAAUUACAAAAACAAGUGUUAGCCAAUCAUGAAGAUUUAUUAUCGCAAGCAACAUGGGUUGAAAAAUUGGAAGGAGUGCUUUCAAUAAUGCAAUCUCAUGUUCAGAGCUUGUUAUCAGCUGUAGAACGUUUACGUGGAAAGAUUGUUGAUCCUUUUAACAGAAUUGAGACACAAACAGUUGUUUUAGCAAGACUUCAUGAGACUUCUGAUUUGUUAAGGAGAGUUGCUAGAAUGCAACAUUUAUCAAAACGUUUAUAUUCUCAAAUGACAAAUAAUGUACAAGGACCUGAUAUUAUAAAAGCUGCCAAUAGUCUUCACGAACUAGAACAGUUAAUGAUGGAUACAGAUUUAAAUGGCUUAGAUGUUAUAGCUGAUGAUCAGCAAGCUGUAAAAGCUCAUAGAAUGACAGUACAAAGACUAGCAACUCAUACAUUAACUCAAGGUUUACAGACAAUGGAUAGAGGAAAAAUUAGUACAGCUGUACAAGUAUUCGAAAAUUUAGGAAUUGUAAAUGGAGCUAUAGACAACAUUAUGGAUUCUGCUUUAUCUGAAAUUGAAAAGAUUGCUACAGAAUCUUUAGAUGUGACUUUAGCAUCGAAUCAUGAUUUUGGAAAAAGAGGAGCACCUGGAAGGGCUGCCAUCCCUUCUCCUGGUUCUUCUGGAAAUUUACGUACACGAAUUUGGGAAAAUCUUGAAAGACUUUUUCAAGAUACGCUGUAUACACAUUGUUUACAAAUUGAAUUAUUACAAAGAAUAUUAUUAGAACACCAUAUAAAAGGAUUAGACGAAUUAUCGCAAAAAUUUUGGGACAGAGUGAAUUGUCUACUUUCCAAAGUAUUAAUCGAACGUGCUCAAGGAUCAUCAUUUGUAAAACAGGCAUUAGAAGGUGAAUAUCCAAAAUUUUUAAGAAUAUUUUUAGAUCUAAGUAAACGAUUAAAAGAAAGAUCACGAAGUAUUGGCAUAUAUCAUAUUGAUCGUAAUGUAUUAUUACCUUUUGAAAAUGCAUAUUUAUCACGUUCUGUAUCGCGUUUAUUGGACCCUGUACAUACUAUGUUUUCUGGAGAGGGAUUACCGACGCAGGAUGAAAUUGAUAGUCUCAUACGCACAGUAACAAACGAAUUGAGUGUAUCGUUAGUUGACGAUGGUCUUUCAAUAGUGGUUGCUCGAAAUGUAGGCAAGGCUAUAAGACUUUUCUGUUUAAAAUGUGAACAAGGAUUACUCGUGGGUGGAGAAGCUAGUCAAGUGAUUGAUUCUCCUACUACUGUACAACAGACAAACGUGUUACUUGCAAAUCUGCUCUAUUAUCUUUCUAGUCAAAUAAGUCGUGUAAUAGCAAAUUUAUCUACUGGCUUACCAUCCGAAGGAAGCACGGUGAUUACUGUAGCUCUUAAAGAAACUGAUGAAUUAACGAAAAAUAUAUUAUCGCCAUUGUUGGCUUCUAUCAGUGAUGCCAUUGAAAGUAUUAUUUUAACGAUGCACGAUGAUUCAGAAUUUCGAGAUCCUAGUAGUCCUUUGGGAAAAGAGAUAAAUUGUUCGCUUUAUAUGCGUGAAUUACAAGGAUUUAUUUUAAGAUCUGUAAACACAUUUCUCGUACCAUAUAAAAAUCAAGCGGUUGUUGCCGAAUGCUGUAAGACUGUUGCUUCACGGUGCAUUGAACUUUUCCUAAGACACGCUUGCUUGUUAAGACCAUUAACAGAUUUUGGGAAAGCAAAGCUUAUCGCUGAUUUCAAUCAGAUAGAAGUAGCUGUUGCUCCAUUAUGUAGAGGUGGACAACUCGGAUCAUCGGAACAACAACAGUAUAGAACACUAAGAGCAUUGAAAGCAUUGAUUCCGUUUAAUCCUGAUGAAAUUGUUCAUAAAAUUUUAGAAGAUGAUGGAGACUGCGGCAUACCCCGUUCUCUCGUUCUUUCGCAUUUAUUUUCUACAGCACCCCCUGAAUUAGUGUCUCCGCAUCAGAACGCAAAUUGGUCGGUGGGACGACUAUCACAAUGGAUGGAUAAUCAUCCAAAAGAAAGAGAUAGAAUAAGCUUUUUUAGCGGAGCUUUGGAACGUUAUCAAUUAACUGUCAGACAACAGAAUCUUCCAACAUUUCAUCCCUUAUUUCCAUUAAUGAAAAAAUUAACUAAUUCAAAUGGACAUUAAAAAUCUAAUGCGUAUGUUACGAAAGAUAUGUAUCAUAUUGUAGGAGGGUUCGAGGUAGAUGAAAUCACAGUUUCGUUAAGUGAUCAACUAAUAAGUUUGAAUAUAUACUCUUUUAGAGAAAUAUAU
Osmia bicornis bicornis is the source of this 2639-nucleotide messenger RNA. It is a transcript of the gene fws, whose product is annotated as conserved oligomeric Golgi complex subunit 5. Bases 219 to 2513 code for a protein of 764 amino acids. Gene Ontology annotation, biological process: intra-Golgi vesicle-mediated transport. NCBI's taxonomy places the organism in Eukaryota, Metazoa, Arthropoda, Insecta, Hymenoptera, Megachilidae. The transcript is spliced from 15 exons. Gene Ontology annotation, cellular component: COG complex. The record is from RefSeq and is a predicted model, not a curated record.